This is a messenger RNA of Diorhabda carinulata, 1101 nucleotides long. RefSeq names its product probable dimethyladenosine transferase. The record is from RefSeq and is a predicted model, not a curated record. Gene Ontology annotation, cellular component: mitochondrial matrix. Gene Ontology annotation, biological process: rRNA methylation. Gene Ontology annotation, molecular function: rRNA (adenine-N6,N6-)-dimethyltransferase activity. The coding region runs from base 95 to 1015 and encodes 306 amino acids. NCBI's taxonomy places the organism in Eukaryota, Metazoa, Arthropoda, Insecta, Coleoptera, Chrysomelidae. The transcript is spliced from 4 exons.
UUCAAUCUUUUAAAAAGAAGAAGAAACGCACCACAUAUUUUUUUGUAUUGUUUACCAUGUGUUAUUUUUAAACUUUGUGGCUUAAUAAUAAGCAAUGCCGAAAGUGAAAGUAGAAAAAAAGAAAAAAUCACAAAAUGGUGUGGUUAAACAAGGUAUUCUUUUCAAUAAAGACUUCGGUCAACAUAUUUUAAAGAAUCCUAUGGUGAUAACAUCGAUGCUGGAUAAAUCUGGUCUAAGACCUACCGAUGUAGUUCUAGAAAUAGGUCCAGGAACGGGUAAUAUGACUGUUAAACUGUUAGAACAAGUUAAACGCGUGAUAGCGUGCGAAAUAGAUACAAGGUUAGUUGCAGAAUUACAAAAAAGAGUACAAGGUACACAUUUGCAAUCCAAAUUAGAAAUUCAAGUAGGGGAUGUUUUAAAAAGUGAUUUACCGUUCUUUAAUGUUUGUGUAGCUAACAUACCUUAUCAAAUAUCGUCACCAUUAGUUUUCAAAUUAUUGCUGCACAGACCGUUUUUUCGAUGUGCUGUACUAAUGUUUCAACAAGAAUUUGCUCAAAGAUUAGUAGCCAAACCCGGCGAUAAAUUAUAUUGCCGUUUAUCAGUUAAUACACAAUUAUUAGCUAGGGUAGAUAUGUUGAUGAAAGUUGGUAAAAAUAACUUUAGGCCUCCGCCUAAAGUUGAGUCUUCAGUAGUUAGGAUCGAACCUCGGAAUCCGCCGCCUCCAAUAAACUACACCGAAUGGGAUGGUUUAACAAGAAUAGCUUUCAAUAGGAAGAAUAAGACGUUAGGAAGUGCUUUUCGGCAGACUGCAGUUUUGGUUGCUUUAGAAAAAAAUUUUAAAGUACAUUGCAGUUUAAAUAAUAAGGGAUUACCUGAGGAUUUUAAUAUUAAAGAGAAAGUUGAAGAGAUUCUUGUGAAAGUUGAGGCUGAUCAAAAACGGGCUAGAACGAUGGAUAUUGAUGACUUUAUCAGGUUGUUACAUGCGUUCAAUGUAGAAGGCAUACACUUCUCCUAACGGUAACACGAAUAAUUAAUAAGUACAACAAAAAAAACAAAAUUAACAAUAAAAUAUUCAAUACAAAACAAUUUAUAUAAAUAUUU